This is a messenger RNA of Scheffersomyces stipitis CBS 6054, 2319 nucleotides long. It is a transcript of the gene EXO84, whose product is annotated as exocyst subunit. The coding region runs from base 1 to 2319 and encodes 772 amino acids. Gene Ontology annotation, biological process: exocytosis; intracellular protein localization; Golgi to plasma membrane transport. Gene Ontology annotation, cellular component: exocyst. The transcript is spliced from 2 exons. NCBI's taxonomy places the organism in Eukaryota, Fungi, Ascomycota, Pichiomycetes, Serinales, Debaryomycetaceae. The record is from RefSeq and is a predicted model, not a curated record.
AUGGAUACCGAUUUAAAAUUGUCCCACAGAAAAAGCAGGGCUCCGUGGCAGAACAAUAACAGGAAUGUCUACAAUACCAAUUCCAAUAGCAAUAAUAACAGUAACAACAUUAAUAACAAUAAUAGCAAUAGCAAUUCCAUUGGUAAUCAGACCAUUGGUAAUCAGAUUGCUGCAAAUAACACAAACAAUAAGAAUUAUACAUCUAAAAGUAAUGCUAGCAAAGUCUCUGGCUAUUCUGAUUCUGAUUACCAGCCUGUCAAUGCCAACGCCGCCGCCAGAAAACACACCAGAAGACUCAGUAUCCAUGCAUCCGCUGUAGCCCACGCACACGGCAAGUCGUUUUCGCAGGCUGCCCCACCAGCGUUGGAUUUACUUAACUUGCCUCCACUCCCCAAGAUAAGCACGUCUGACUCCAGAAUGGCUGACAAGCCAGAAGAAGACGAGUUCAAUGUAGAAAAGAAAAUCUCGACCGAUUUGGCGAACGGAUCCGCUGCAGAUAUCGACGACUACUACAAGUUGUUGCAGAAACAGAAGGCACUUGUGAUUAGAGAUAUCAAACAGAACAUCAACCAGAAUCAGAAGAACAUUCUCCAGCUUACAGACGACUUGAAAGAUACGCAAGAUGAGCUUUUGCAAUUGAGAGUUCUUACGAGAGAUCUCUACGAAGUUCUAGAUUAUUUCAAAGAUACAGCCCAAAGACGGUUAGAUUUGGAAUUGGAACCUCAGCUGAACCAAAACCAGGCUAUCCAGUCAACUUCUACGAUCUCACUUAAAUUGCCGCCCAAAAAACGGGACAGAUCAUCAAUCUUGGUCCUUGAAAAGAUCUGGGCCAAUGAACUCCAAUCACUUUUCAAACACGUAGAAGGUGCUUCCAAGUAUGUCCAGGCACUACCAGGUAGACAUGUGCUCGCAGAAAGUGGCCGGUGGCAGGAAGUCAAUGUAGGAACAUGGAAGCCCAACAAUUUGGCGCACUUGUUUGUACUCAACGACUUACUUUUGAUUGCUGGAAAGAAGGCAUUGCAAGACGGAGGAGGCAGCAAGUCUCGACUCCAGGCUGUCCAAUGCUGGCCAUUGAACCAAGUACUUCUCACAGAGAUCCAUGCGCCCAAUACGCUUCACAAACAGGACGAUACGAAGGUGUAUCUCAUCAACAUCAAGUCUAAGACAUUGAGCUAUGUUUACCAGACAGAUAGAUAUGAUCAUUUCUUGAAAAUAACAGAAGCAUACAAUAAGGGCAGAAAUGAAUUGCUCCAGAAAGACCGGCUCAAAAACGCCGGCAGAACGUCUGGAAUAGAUUUUGGGGAUUCGAAAGAAGAAAAACGGCAAUUACGCGAAUCGCUUAGAAACUCGGGGGUCUAUUCUGAAAGUUUGGACGAUCUCUCCGGGAAAAGGUUGAGUGGAUCCAAGAGAAACAGUGCCGAAGUCUUAUUGCAAGACAUUUCUGCUCGAGUUCACUCGAGAAACAGAUCACAUGACUUUGGCACAACUUAUGCCAACAUGAAGAACAAGAGCCACUUCUUCAAUGAAGUUAAAUCUCUAGAAUCCCGUUUAGACGAUAUUGAUGUAGAGUUGGCCCACAACCAGUACGCAGCAGCAGUCGGUUUGAUAGCACACAUAGAAGGAAAACUACGUGGCAUUGAGAAUGCGCUUAUCAUGAACGAAUCUCCAGACAACGACAUCAGCGAUGAGUUGCUUCUUAUUGAUGUCACAAGAUUAAAGUUGAGUAAUAGAAAGGAAAGCGUUCAGAAGUCGUUGAUUUUCGACUUACAGUACGACAUUGCCAAGUUGACGGACGAAAAAAUCGAAAACAUUGUCACCUGGUUCGAGAGUUUGGACCAACUUGAUAAAGGUGUAGAGUCGUACCUCGCUGCUAUGUCGAACCACUUGUCAGAAACUGUCUCUCGUUUGAUUGUAGGAGUUCAGGGCUCUACUAAGAUUGACGUGGUCAACUAUCUUUCCACUUUGGUGGUGAUCCACAUAUCGAUUAUCAAACGGGCAGUUCUUGUAUACAACAAGAAGAUCAGCCCCAUCUUGAAGAAACACAAGGAUGGCAAUGUAGACUCGAGUAGUUUGAUCAACUGGUGUGUAGAAGAGAUCACCAAAUUGGUUGCUGAAGUUAAAAAACAUCUUUACGGUACGCUUCUCACCACAAAAGGAGUGGACCCUGAAACUGACAAACAGGUCUAUAAGGUCAAAGACAGAAAAUUGUACCACGACUUACAGCAGGUGAUUAUACCACAACUUGCCGAACUUAAGAACGUUGGCGUGAAUGUAGACUUUAUCUUUGAAGAUAUUCUUUCUGCACAAGACAGAGAAUAG